Molecule: messenger RNA, 684 nt
Organism: Fusarium falciforme
Lineage: Eukaryota; Fungi; Ascomycota; Sordariomycetes; Hypocreales; Nectriaceae
Exons: 2
Coding region: 1-684 (227 amino acids)
Source: RefSeq, a predicted model, not a curated record
AUGCUCGUGGCGUUUGUUGAGCGGGCGCUCUCCAUCUUUGACGACGAUGCUAUCCCUGUUGUGGACCAGCCAGACCUCAAGCACUUCAACGUCACCAGGAUCUCUAGUCACUACAUAGAUACCAAGGGAUCAAGCAUCGAAAAGCGCGCACUCAAGCUCGAUUAUGUCUUGUACGAUGUCGCGUUCAACGGCCGCAAUGAGGGCAACUUGGUCCCGUUUCGGGUCACCGGGCAACUACUUGUCUUUAAGCGCAUUCCGGUUGUCAAUAGUCCAAAUGGCGCAAACCCCGUUGAUGUCGUCAUCAAGGUCGGCAACCCGGCUGGCAAUCCCGUCGCCGGAAGCAUCCAUUACGUGACCAACCGUUACCUAAAUGCCUUCCUUGGCGGCAUUCGAGACGGAUCACGGACCGAUUUCGCGCGUGUUUCGAUCAAGUCAGACACGAUCAAGGUCUCGGCCGACACAGCCUUCUCACUCAUCAACGCGCUCUCGGUUUUCAAUGCCAGAAGCGGUUUCUUCGCUGACGUGUAUAAUGCGUAUAGCGGAGGUUUUACGCUGACGGUCAAGAAUGGCAAGAUGACAGGGAGGGUUGGCUUUAUGGGGAAGCAAGUCAUUUCUGGGGCAUCGCCGCCAUAUCGGGCUAGGGUUGGGGGAAAGGCUAAACAGAAGGGUAGGAUUACGCUCUGA